Messenger RNA from Fomitopsis serialis, 2271 nucleotides. Its product is annotated as aconitase. The transcript has 7 exons. Lineage: Eukaryota; Fungi; Basidiomycota; Agaricomycetes; Polyporales; Fomitopsidaceae. Gene Ontology annotation, molecular function: 3-isopropylmalate dehydratase activity; 4 iron, 4 sulfur cluster binding. The coding region runs from base 1 to 2271 and encodes 756 amino acids. Gene Ontology annotation, cellular component: 3-isopropylmalate dehydratase complex. The record is from RefSeq and is a predicted model, not a curated record. Gene Ontology annotation, biological process: L-leucine biosynthetic process.
AUGCCUGCACCAGUAACGCAGCCUCGCACACUUUACGACAAAAUCUGGGACGACCAUGUUGUCGAUGUCAAGGAAGAUGGUCUUGCUCUCAUCUACAUCGACAGGCAUCUCGUCCACGAAGUGACUAGUCCUCAAGCCUUCGAGGGCCUUCGUACUGCAGGUCGUCGGGUACGGCGAACCGACUGUACCCUGGCUACUGUCGAUCACAACAUUCCUACUGCAUCCCGCAAGAACCUCACCACUGUCGAGUCAUUUAUCGAACAACCCGACUCAAGAGCACAAUGUCAGGCGCUAGAGGAAAACGUCAAGGACUUCGGCUUGACGUACUUCGGUAUGAAGGACAGGCGGCAGGGUAUUGUCCAUAUAAUCGGACCUGAGCAAGGCUUCACUCUCCCCGGUAUUACCUGUGUCUGCGGAGACUCGCACACAUCGACGCACGGCGCGUUCGGCUCCCUCGCGUUCGGUAUCGGCACGUCGGAGGUCGAGCACGUCCUCGCCACGCAGACCCUCUUGCAGAAGAAGGGCAAGAACAUGCGCAUCAGCGUCGAAGGCGAGCUGCUAGAGGGCGUCAACUCCAAGGACGUGGUCCUGCACAUCAUCGGUGUGAUCGGCACCGCAGGUGGCACAGGCUGCGUCGUCGAGUACGCCGGGAACGUCAUCCGCAACUUCAGCAUGGAGGCGCGCAUGAGCAUCUGCAACAUGAGCAUCGAGGGCGGCGCGCGUGCGGGCAUGAUCGCGCCCGACGAGAUCACCUUCGAGUACCUCCGCAACCGGCCGCUCGUGCCGAAGGGUGAGACCUGGGAACGCGCGGAGCAGUACUGGCGCACGCUCAAGUCGGACGAGGGUGCGAAGUUCGACAUUGAGGUCAACAUCCGUGCGGAGGACAUCCUCCCCACCGUCACCUGGGGCACGUCCCCGCAGGACGUCGUGGCCAUCACCGGCAAGGUGCCCGACCCCGCUGCGAUCACAGACCCGAAGAAGGCCACCGGCAUUGAGCGCGCGUUGAAGUACAUGGGCCUCACGCCGAACACGCCCAUGGAGGAGAUCACCGUCGACAAGGUCUUCAUCGGCUCGUGUACAAAUGCACGUAUCGAGGAUUUGCGCUCUGCUGCGCGGAUCGUCCUCGCCGCGGGCCCUGAUGCAAAGGUCGCGCCGAACGUGUCCGCGAUGGUCGUCCCUGGCUCCGGCCUCGUCAAGCAGCACGCGGAGGCGGAAGGCCUCGACGUGAUCUUCAAGCGUGCAGGCUUCGACUGGCGCGAAGCGGGCUGCUCGAUGUGCUUGGGCAUGAACCCCGACCAGCUGAAGCCGGAAGAGCGCUGCGCGAGCACGAGCAACCGUAACUUCGAGGGUCGGCAGGGCCCGCGCGGGCGCACGCACUUGCUGAGCCCCGCGAUGGCGGCGGCGGCGGCGAUCACAGGCAAGCUGACGGAUGUACGGAAGUUCCUGGGCCUCGAGAAGGCGUCCGACCCCAAACUGAAGGUCACGAGCGCUAUGGACCUGUUGUCCGACCCUGUGCUGCCGGCUCCUGAGCCUGGACGGGAGGCAACAAGCUCGUCCGCCGCGGGUGACAAGCCACUGCCGCCCGCGGAGACUGUGUCCAGUGUGCCGCCGUUUCGUGUUUUGAAGGGCAUUGCGGCGCCGCUGCAUAUCGAGAACGUCGACACGGACAUGAUCAUCCCUGCGGUGUAUUUGAAGACGUUGAAGCGCACUGGCCUCGCGAACGCACUCUUCUUCGCUCUGCGCAAUAACGCGCAGACGGGCGAGAAGACCGACUUCGUCCUUAACCGGGAACCGUAUACACAGGCGAAGAUCCUCGUCUCGGAUGCACCCAACUUUGGCUGUGGCAGCUCGCGUGAGCACGCACCAUGGGCCCUGAAGGACUUCGGCAUCCUGUCCGUGAUCGCGCCGAGUUUCGGAGACAUCUUCCGUAACAACUGUAUGCAGAACGGCAUGGUCCCGAUCGUCCUGCCACAGGCACAGUGUGCUGCCCUUGCGGAGGACGCCGCGGCACAAAAAGAGCUCGAAGUCGACCUGGAGAAGCAGGAGGUGCGCCGACCAAGCGGCGAGGCCUUCUCGUUCGAUAUCGACCCCUUCCGGAGACACUGCCUGCUGAACGGCCUCGAUGACAUCGCGCUGACGCUGCAGAGAGUGGACAGGAUCGAGGAGUUUGAGCACAGGAGGAGCGAGAUGUGGCCGUGGCUGGACGGGUUUGGCUACCAGGGCAGGAAGAUCCCUGUGUCGCCGAAAAAGCGCACAAAGAUGGAGUGGUAG